AUGCGUCUCGUUCAGAACAUGUGCACCAUUGCCGAGUACCCCGUGGCGGGCAGCGCUGCCGCCGACUGCUGCCCCGGGGCCGCGGGCCGCCGCCUCGUCAAGAUCGCCGUGCUGGGGGCCAGCGGCGUGGGCAAGACCGCACUGGUGGUCCGCUUCCUCACCAAACGCUUCAUCGGUGACUAUGAGAGAAACGCAGGUAACCUGUACAGCAGGCAGGUGCAGGUAGACGGGGAGACGCUGGCUAUCCAGGUGCAGGACACCCCAGGAGUUCAGGUCCACGAGGACAGCCUGAGCUGCAGUGAGCAGCUGAACGGGUGCAUCCGCUGGGCGGAUGCCGUGCUCAUCGUUUUCUCCGUCACCGACUACAAGAGCUACGAGCUCAUUGGCCAGCUCCACCAGCACGUGCGGCAGCUCCACCUGGGCGCCCGGCUGCCCAUGGCGCUGGUGGCCAAUAAGGCUGACCUGCUGCACAUCAAACAGGUGGACCCUCAGCUAGGCCUGCAGCUGGCCAGCGUGCUGGGCUGCCCGUUCUAUGAGGUGUCCGUCAGCGAGAACUACAAUGACGUCUACAACGCCUUCCAUGUCCUGUGCAAAGCAGUGGGCCCCAAGCAGCAGCCGGGCAGCAUGCCCGAGAAACGGAGGGCCUCCCUCAUCCCCAGGCCCAAGUCGCCCAACAUGCAGGACCUGAAGCGCAGGUUCAAGCAGGCGCUUUCUGCCAAAGUGAGAACAGUCACCUCCAUCUGA
Molecule: messenger RNA, 744 nt
Organism: Ochotona princeps (American pika)
Lineage: Eukaryota; Metazoa; Chordata; Mammalia; Lagomorpha; Ochotonidae
Gene: RASL11B
Product: RAS like family 11 member B
Exons: 4
Coding region: 1-744 (247 amino acids)
Molecular function (GO): GTPase activity; GTP binding
Source: RefSeq, a predicted model, not a curated record